AAGCGCCUCAUUUUUCUCAUGCUUUUCGAUCAGCUUGAUCUUGAAUUUUUCGAACGUCUCGUCGCCCCCGUUGAAGACAACAUUCUUCUCGUAGUUCCACCCCUUCUCAGCAAGGUCGAAAAGAGAUGGGAUUUCUGUCUUCUACAUUCCCAGGAACGGGUUACACUUGUCAAUAGGAGUCCCAGAGUUGCAGAACACGACAAUGCGCUUGACCUUGGGCCGUAGCUUGGGCCGUAGGAGCGCCAUGAUCCCCAAAUUAUCAGUGAGGCCACAAUCAUCAAAGUCGUGCUCAUAUACGUCAAAAUCUUGAGGGCUCCGAGGGCUCCAGUACUUAAACUCGGGAAAACAAGCUAACUUGUCGGCAACGAAGUGGAAGUUUCCGAUCCAUGUCCAAACGAUCUCAGCUGGCGCGGCUCUGCUGGUGCAGAAAAGGUGAACUUGAGGAUCCGAUCACACUCACGAAGACUCACUGUGACAAGGCUUUUGUCAGCAUCAUAGUGAUGAGGCUUCUCGGAGUCAAAGAGGUGAGGAGCAAUAUAUCCGCCUCCAAUCGGACGGCCCUCAGGGCCAGCAUUGGGAUGGAAGGCGCCCGAGCCGACAUAUAGUGGUGUCAUCUCGAAGUGGUAGCGGGCUGGCUUCGGGUAGAAGAAGUUGAGCAACUUUGCCUUUCCUUUGCGUCGAGUGAGGAUAGUCCCGUCGAUCAGAAGGUACGGGCGAUAGUCAUAACCCUUGAUGCCCUUGACGGUGUAAAAAUCUCUCUCCUGCAGCUUCGCAUUAGUAUUAUACUGAAGAAUCUCCCUAACGGUAGCCUGGUCCAGCGAGAAAAACUUCUCUGGGUCAAAAAGUCCGAAGGGCUUCAGGAAGAUACGCCCGACCGCCCUAGAAUAACGCUCGUCGCUCUCCUGGGGGGGUUUCUUGAACCAGCGUUCGAUGAAGCCUGAAUUCGAAAUCGCCUCCGCCAAACUCCCCUUGUCUGGCUCUCGCUUCAGCUCACAGGCUUCGAUGUCCAUCGGCUCCUCCCAUUUUCCAAAGAAGC
Molecule: messenger RNA, 1036 nt
Organism: Vitrella brassicaformis
Lineage: Eukaryota; Vitrellaceae
Source: the annotation of a GenBank genome assembly